Microdochium trichocladiopsis is the source of this 786-nucleotide messenger RNA. Its product is annotated as membrane dipeptidase-domain-containing protein. Lineage: Eukaryota; Fungi; Ascomycota; Sordariomycetes; Xylariales; Microdochiaceae. The coding region runs from base 1 to 786 and encodes 261 amino acids. Gene Ontology annotation, biological process: proteolysis. The record is from RefSeq and is a predicted model, not a curated record. Gene Ontology annotation, molecular function: metallodipeptidase activity. The transcript is spliced from 3 exons.
AUGGCCGGCAACUCUAUCGGCAUUAUCCGCGCGUGGUAUCAAAUGGGCGUGCGAUACAUCACGUUGACGCACAACUGCAACAAUGCCUUUGCCGACUCCUCCCAGGUUGAGCCGGUCCACGGUGGACUCUCGGCCCUGGGCAGAGGCGCAAUCGUGGAAAUGAACCGCCUAGGCAUGAUUAUCGACCUCUCCCAUGCGUCGCGCGACUGCGCGCCGCAGGUCCUCGACCUGACCCGCGCGCCCGUCAUGUUUUCCCACAGCAACGCCCAGGCAGUGUUCGACUGCGCGCGCAACGUGCCGGACGAGGUGCUCGACAGGGGCCCGGCCAAUGGGGGUGUCGUCAUGAUCAACUUCGUGCCGGAGCACGUGGCCGCGCACCGGCGAGACGCCCGGAUGCAGCACGUGCUCGACCACAUUUUCUACGUGGCCGAGCGGAUCGGGUGGGACCACGUCGGCCUCGGGUCCGAUUUUGACGGCGUUGCGUCCGUGAUCCCGGGGCUCGAGGACGUGAGCUGCUACCCGGGCCUCAUCGCGGCUGUGCUGGACCGUGGCGCGACCACGGAGCAGGUUGAGAAGCUCAUCAGCCGCAACCUGCUGCGUGUGUGGACGCGGGUGGCGGCAGUGCGGGAGCAGAUGGGGAGGGAAGGCGCCCGGCCCGUCGAAGACGUCUGGGAGGGUCGCAAGUGGUGGCGGUUCAACGGCGAGCACCAGAUCGAGGACAAUGACCCCGGCGACACGCGCGGCUGGGGCUGGUUCGGCAUGGACAAGCCCACAGAUGCCAUCUGA